Xenopus laevis (African clawed frog) is the source of this 1366-nucleotide messenger RNA. RefSeq names its product cell division cycle associated 8 L homeolog (gene cdca8.L). The record is from RefSeq and is a predicted model, not a curated record. Gene Ontology annotation, cellular component: chromosome passenger complex; spindle; nucleus. Gene Ontology annotation, biological process: mitotic sister chromatid segregation. Bases 173 to 1057 code for a protein of 294 amino acids. Lineage: Eukaryota; Metazoa; Chordata; Amphibia; Anura; Pipidae. The transcript has 11 exons.
CUGUCUGCAUUCUCCUCAGUCCUCUGCAGCACGUACUAUUGCACCUCUAUACGUAUCUCACGUUGGUAGGCAUUGUAAAACAGAAUCUACUGACCUAUAAACAGGAAGUCAUCUUCAUAGAAUUGUUUUUCUCUCUUCUAUCUAUUGAAGACUGGAGCAAGGCCUGGUGUGAAUGAUGAUGUAUAAGCACCCUGGGACACGUCACCUUUUCAUCAUGGCACCUGGGAAAAAGAAGACCAGUCGCAAACCUAAAAACCGCUCAGUGAAAAAUGAGAAGCUGGCUUCAUUCAUCAAGGAUUUUGACAGCCAAGUCAAGAUUAUCACAGAAGAAAUGAAGGCAAGCGUUGUAAAUAUACUUAAAGAAGUGGAUAGCCAGUAUAAUAUUGAAAUAAUCAAAUUGCCUAUGGCUAUACGAGAAAUGUGCUGGCUGGAUUACAUUGCAAAAGGUGGAAGUCAAAAGGCAUUGGAGGCAGCUGCCACGGUGAAGGUAGACAUGGAAGAAAUAACAUCUACUGUAACCAAAACACCAUUCAAGGCAGACAAGAAAGUGAAAAAGCGAAAAUGUAAGCCUGAUGACGAAACAGUGGAACUAAAUCCUCUGAAAAGUGUAAUCAGAACAAAAACUAAGGCCAAGGUUGCUGCAAAGAAACCAUCUACUGCAAGAAGAACUCGAGCUUCUGUUGGAAACGUAGCCAAUACCAGCAAAAGGACGAGUAAGAGAGGUCGUGCAACACCCUCUGCAAGCAAACAAGCUGAGACCUCUUUAUUGGGAUAUACACCUGCUGCUACCCCGAGAAUUGAUACCAGCAUAUUUAAAACUCCAGCGCUGCGCACGCCAUGCAUGCAGGAACCUGUGUACACAUUCUCUGCUAACGGCAGCCCUUUGGCUGGUAUGGAUGAGCUGUUUAUCAAUGUACCUGCAAGAGAUGGAAAGAUUAUUCGUCUUCUGGCCAGUGAAGUGGACGGUUUGGAUAUUAAUCGCUUAGACCAGCAAGCAUUUGAAAACAUUAAACUUCUCUCGAGUCGACUCGAAAGGCUGUGCAAGAAACUAAAGUGAAUUUUUCAUUCAUCCAUCUUGUAAUUUUAUGUUUUUAUUUUAGGUACAUUUCUGUGUACCAUUGUAAAUAAUUGUAAAAGCUGUGUAUUUUAUUUCUUUGAAGAGAGAUGUCAAACGCAAAGCCUUUCUGCUUUUGUGGGCUACUACCCUUCUGAAAAGUUACUGUUCACAACAGCUUAGACUUGUAUGUUUUGACAGUCUUGGUGUAUAGAAUGUGAAGGGGCAAGCAAAACAUAUAAACCCAUGUGCUGUUACUGCUUUAUCUUUUCAUUUUUAGUGUUUUAUUAAUAAAGUACGCCUUUUGAACUU